This is a messenger RNA of Pseudozyma hubeiensis SY62, 306 nucleotides long. RefSeq lists its product as hypothetical. Gene Ontology annotation, cellular component: ribosome; cytosolic small ribosomal subunit. Gene Ontology annotation, molecular function: RNA binding; structural constituent of ribosome. The record is from RefSeq and is a predicted model, not a curated record. The transcript is spliced from 3 exons. NCBI's taxonomy places the organism in Eukaryota, Fungi, Basidiomycota, Ustilaginomycetes, Ustilaginales, Ustilaginaceae. Bases 1 to 306 code for a protein of 101 amino acids. Gene Ontology annotation, biological process: translation; ribosomal small subunit assembly.
AUGAAGGCGACUCGCAUGUGUAGCGAUUGUCGACCUCCAAGCACGUUUGCGAGCUCGAUGUCGGCGCAAGGACCCUUCUUUGUUGCCUUCCCCAACCUCGCCGAGGCGCUCAAGAACAACACUGCCAUCCGAACAAAUGCAAGGAGUUGCACCAUCUUGCCCAACUUUGUAGGGCUCAAGUUCCUCGUACAUAACGGAAAGCACCACAUCUCUCUCACAGUGACCGAAGAGAUGGUGGGGCACAAGCUCGGAGAAUUUGCGCCAACUCGCAAACCAUUCCGAUACAGGCUCACCAAGAACAAGUGA